UGACCACACACCGCAUUCUUUCCGUUUCAUACGUCACGUAUCCGCAACUCAGUGCUUUUAUUCUGGAGAGCUUUAACGGAAGUGGUGUUGUGCUAUUUCAAACUUUAUAGUGGAAAUCUGAGCGAUUGAAACCUCAAAGUCAACAAGUUUCCAAUCUGACACCGGACCGGUACCGCCAGUUUUUUCUUCCCCCCCUCUUGGCCGUCACCGUGGGCGUGGCCGUGUCGAUGCGGGUCAGCAGAACCUCGGUGCUGUUCGCGCCCACUCUGAAAAAGGCCGAAAAGUGGGCGAUGACUUCAGUGUGAAGGCGGUUCGGCGUCCGGGAUGGCGGUCUGGACCAGGGCGGACAAAAACGGCCAGCUGGACCUUCUGCUGCGGGACCGCUGGAUCCGAGUGUCCGCCGAACUCACGCGGGAAACGCUGACUUUAACGGCCGAGGCGGAGGGGGCCGGACCGGGGGGAUCGAACCACUGGGACUACGGCCCCGUCGCGGGCCUGCGGAACGGACUGCCCAACGGGAACGACCCGAGCCGACCCGGCCGAGACCAGCACCCGAACCAGAACCACGGCGGACGAGGUCGCAGCGGGAGCCCGGGACGGGGCGCUGUCAGCCGGGCUCAGUAUGACGCUCAGUACGGCUCCAGCAGUCCCGGAAAGUGUCCCGAUAACCCCGUGAACCCGGACUACGGCAGCCCCGGCUCCAGCUACGGAAGUCCCGGGUCCAGCUUCGGGUCUCGGCAGGGCGACUUCCCCGUCAGCCCGGACGGCUCCUCGGAAGCGGUGCGGAAGGUCCGGGUGGUCAAGCAGGAGUCCGGCGGGCUGGGGAUCAGUAUUAAAGGGGGCCGGGAGAACCGCAUGCCCAUCCUCAUCUCCAAGAUCUUCCCGGGACUCGCCGCCGACCAGAGCCGAGCUCUGCGGGUCGGGGACGCGAUCCUGUCCGUCAACGGGAACGACCUCCGGGAGGCGACGCACGACCUGGCGGUGCAGGCGCUGAAGAAGGCCGGCAGAGAGGUGACGCUGGAGGUGAAGUAUAUUCGGGAAGUUUCUCCGUUGUUCAAGAAGCCAUCCCUGGUGGCUGAUCUGCCAUGGGACAGCGUUCGCCCACAGUCGCCGAGCUACAGUGGCAGCGAGGACUCUGGCUCACCCAAACACAGCAGCUCCUUGUCCUCUUCAAGAGACAGAAAGGUCUUCCAUCUGAAGAUGUGCUUCAUCAGCAGGAACCUCACUAUGCCAGACCUGGAGAACAGACUGUUGGAGCUCCACUCGCCUGAUGGCCAGCAUACUGUGGUUCUUCGCUGUAAAGACGGAUCCACUGCCCACUCCUGGUUUGCUGCCAUCCACACCAAUAUUGCUGCCCUCUUACCGCAGACCCUGUCUUACAUCAACGCCUACCUGGGGGCUUCAUCGGUGGCCUCCACGCACCCCCACCUUAAACACAUCGGCUGGCUGGCUGAACAGGAGGUCCAGCUGGAAGGUGGACGGCAGCAGUACCGGUCAGUUGUCAUGGCGCUGACGGAGAAGGACAUGUUGCUGUUUGACUCAGUGCCGUGGACUAGAGAGGCCUGGUCCUUACCUCUGCUCACCCACCCACUGCUAACAACACGGCUGGUUCAUUCUGGCAGCGCCCGGGGAUCCCCCAACCAAGGUUCAGAUUUGGUGUUCGCCACGCGGACGGGCACAGGUCGGGGGAUCGAGUCCCAUGUGUUUCGAGUAGAAACCCACUGGGAUUUGUCUUCAUGGACACGAGCCCUGGUGCAGGGGGCACAUGCUGCUGCUGAGCUCAUCAAAGAAGUCUCUGUUGGUUGCACGUUGAACAGGCAGGACGUUCGUGUGACGCUGCAUUAUGAGAAGGGCUUCACCGUGACGCGAGAGUCCGCCGACCCUGCAGAGGGCGCAGUGCUGUACCGGUACCCAUUUGAAAAGCUCAAAAUGUCUGCCGACGAUGGAAUCCGCAACCUUUACCUGGACUUUGGAGGGCCAGAGGGAGAAAUGGUGUUUGACCUCCAGUCUGGUCCAAAGCCGGUGGUGUUUGUUCUUCACUCCUUCCUGUCAGCAAAGCUAACUCGAAUGGGUCUGCUGACGUGAAGCACGGACCAGAGGUCCCCGCCACAAUCCUGGUAGCUGUCUUCCCGAGGACCCGACCCUUACUUUGGUGAUUGCCUAAAAAUGUGCCUUCUCUUCAGACGUCUACUCAGCCUUCCACCACACUCGUCUUAUUGUGAGUCAGGAGACAGAAUGUGGCACUUCUAAGACUUACGAGGCCUUGGAAGAUAUUUACCACGUCUGGGAAAGUGAGCAGCUACUACCGGUGUCAUACAUGACACUUUUAAUUCCAUUUGAAUAUGCAGACAUUUUCUAACAUUUCAACUUUUAAUCUUCAAAGAAAAAUAUUUUACUGUUAUGAGAAUAAAGUCAUAAUUUAGGGGAAAUACUCUAAGAAUAAGGAGAUGGUGUUUUUAGGGGUGCAGCGCACACGGACAGCACACGGACACACAGUUAAAUUUGAUGUGUUUCCUACGUUAACAGACACACACCGUCAGUGCUGGUGUUCCUUUGCACAGGUUAGUUCCACAGCAGCUCUGCGGCUUAAACGUUACCGCUGUUGCCUGACAGCCAGAACGUCCCAGGUUCACUUCCCGCCCGGUCCUUCCUCCCCGUGUUUGCGUGGAUUCCCUCCCAGUCUUCCUCCCGCUUCCAAAGACCCACAGGUUAGGUGAACCGUUGAGUCUAAAUUCACCGUAGGUGUGAAUGUGUCUGUCUGUCUUGUCUGUGUGUUGGGUCUACAGCCUGUCCAGGGUGAACCCCGCCUCUCAACCAAUCACCACUGGGAUCAGCUUAACCCCCCUGGUGACAUUUAAGAGGAAUAAUAAGCAGGUUCAAGAAAUGGAUGGAGUGUCCCGUCUGUCCAUCUGUGGUUCCUUCUGUCGUUGCCCAGCUCCACCACUCACUGUCUUUCAGUGGAAUCCCUGGUCUACCUGCUCUUUGGCUUGAACCAGGUUCUUCUCUCUCCAGUCUGUUCCAGUGGGCUUCGGAUCUUCACAUCCAGCUGUUUGUGUGUAUCGUGUAGUAGCAGCGUUUCUGCCACAUGAUGGUGCUGUCCUCAAUCAUGCAACCAUCCAGUUACUCGCUCAUUUCCCUGGUCACACAUCCCAUCACCUGCACAAGAUACAGGAGGACAAAGUUCUAAUUUAAAAUAAGUGUGGCUCUGUAAUGUGUGGCUGAAGUCCAGGAUCUCCAGCAUCUCAUUCAGCUUGUUGAAUGUUGCAUCCACAGCAUCCAGUCCACAAAAAUCAUAGACUUGUCCACAAAGUCGAGGUGAGUGACCCUUCAGGCACUGGGCAGAGUAGGAACAGGAACCAGAACACAUUGCUGACAGAUUCCACAAUUCCCCUGGAAGGAGUCCAAGACUCUGCCUCCACUCAGCACAUCUCUCACAGUGCUGAGUGGAGGUUGACAAUGAUGUCCAACAACUUAGUGGACAUCUGAUUUACUGAAUCCAGCACUUUGCAGAAAUCAUCAGAGGCUGCAACUGAGGCUCAUGCUGAUGUGAUAAGUACUUGUAGAGUGAGGGUGUAAUCAUUCCUGGACUUCUUGAACAUGAAACCAAACUUCUGUAGUCACUGAGCUCCAAGUUCGGAAUGAGAAUGACUUUUGCAAGCACCUUACCUGGCACAGAGAGCAGUGCACUGCUGUAGUGUUGGAAUCCAGGUAGUUAUCCCUUUCUUUCCAGAAAGAAGGACUGUAAGGCCUUUCCUCCAGUUUGUUGGAAUAAGUGUCUCCCAAAUAAAAGCAAAGGCAGUUUGUGCAAAGUGAAUAUCAUUGAAGGAUUCAAAAGAAGUUUAUUGUCAUAUGCGCAUAGGAACAUGUUCCCUGCACAAUGAAAUGUGUUUACUGCAUUUUGCCCAUCCUAAUUGCCAGUUAGGAGCAGAGGUCGCUUUUUUGGCGCCCGGGGAUCAUCAGUAUCUGUCUGAAGGAGUUCAGUCCUGAUACCACAGAUCCCUACAAAUAUAUCCACCUUCAGGUGUUUCUCCACUUCUGCUGACGGGAGGAUCAUCCACCAAGAACCCUGACACUAGUUCAAUCUGCUGGCAGACAGAACGUCCACAGCCGCUCACAGUAACUGGUCCAAAGGGACAGUACAGCAGAGCGAUCUGUUGGGACUGCAGUGAAGACUCUCCUGUACACACUAGAGUCUCCAGUGCAACGCCUGACUGCCUUCAGGGUCUUGUUAUGGAAGAACGCUCACUUUCCAUCGGGGUUAUUUGGACUGCAUUUGUGUAGCACAUUUCCAUCUAUAUCAGAAGCUCAAAGCGCUUUACAGUAAUGCUUCACAUUCACCCAUUCACAGACACACUCACACACCGAUGUUGGGGUGCUGCCAUACACGGCGCUCACUGCGCACCGGGAGCAACGUGGACAUUAAGGACCUUGCCCAAGGGCCCUUAGUGAUUUUUCCGCCCAGACUGGGGUUUGAACCAAGCAAUCUCUGGUCUCAAGCCCAACACUUAAGCACUAGACCAUCACCUCCCAAUUUGUCAUGUUUGGGUUUGCAAGUCCUCAACCCAGAUUGUGUGGUCUAACGAAAUUAUUUGUGUAAUUGUGAAAAAUAUUGAGCACUUUUAUGCAGUAGUUGGAUUAAUGGGUCAAUGUCGUCCGAAUCCUGGCCUCGACCGCACGUCCUCGUGCCCUUACCAAAGGAGAGUACUUAAAGCUUAUUUCAUAAAAUAAAUAAAUUGAGGUCAACUUCGAUUUUACUUCCUUCUUUUUUAGUUUAUAAAAGUGUCCUUGUGAGUACAUUUUAAGUGAAUUUUUAGGUUGUAGUUACAGUAUAUACUUGUUGCCCACUUUUUAGUUAGUGACAGUACACUUGUCUGAGGGAUUUUUCCAGUCAGGUGGCACUGUCAGUGUAACCCUAGGGCCUGGGCGGGACAUCCAUACUUUGAGUUAUGCAGAUAUGUUUUACAGGGAGGUGGGUAGAUAUGAUAACACCAUAAUACCAAUUUAUCUUUGUUCCUUGGUGCUAUAUAAUGCUAUAUAUAGGCUCCUGCCUUCACCCCUCAUAAAGACGUCUCGUUGCACGCUUUGUUUAGCAGUACUGUGCCUUACGAAAAGAAAAGCUGCUUUUCCUCAUGCAUUCUCUCUCUCUCUCUCUCUCUCUCUCUCUCUCUCUCCUUCCACGUUGUUCAAGAUGUGGUUCCUAAUGAAACAGUGGAAGAUGGAGUCUUGACAAGUUGACUGACACCCUUGAUGUUUACAUUUUUGACAUUUGCACAGCUGUGGUUUGUUGAGCAGUGAAGUAAAAUUUGGAAGGUUCCUUAACUGAAGUGCUUGUGACAUCAUAAGUGUGGCACUGAGUUCAAACUCACUAUUUACCCAAUUUCACAUAAAAUACCAAUAGAUAUUGUGUAUUGCCAGUUGGUCUAACACCCCAGGACGUGAUUGUUGGUCCGUAGCGCCCGGCCCUAAACCCAAAGAUACUGAGGCUGUCUCCUAUACAUGUAUAUCUGUAUACCUCUCAGUAUAAGCUCAGUACUUUAAGUAGAAUCCUUUAAGUACAUAAGUGAACUGAAGCGUUGAUUUUCUCAUCACACAUUAUAACUUUUCAUUUUAACUUUAUGACUUUAUUCUCAUUUUGACUUUUUGGAAAAUGUAAAAAUUUGUACAAUUACACAGCUUUUCUCCUUAAAUUAGUAUAUUUUCCUUUUUAAUACUGAGUUACCAAAAGACUUCAUGUAAUGUCUCGCUGAAAACUCUGUCAGGAAUGAUAAUGUUUUUAGACAGUACAAUACCAAGAACAGCUCUGUAGAAAUUCCUUGUUUUUAUCUGAUAUACAUUUUGUUCUGUUGCAGCCU
Messenger RNA from Thalassophryne amazonica, 5852 nucleotides. It is a transcript of the gene sntb2, whose product is annotated as syntrophin, beta 2. NCBI's taxonomy places the organism in Eukaryota, Metazoa, Chordata, Actinopteri, Batrachoidiformes, Batrachoididae. The transcript has 7 exons. The coding region runs from base 325 to 2085 and encodes 586 amino acids. Gene Ontology annotation, cellular component: synapse; intracellular anatomical structure; dystrophin-associated glycoprotein complex. The record is from RefSeq and is a predicted model, not a curated record. Gene Ontology annotation, molecular function: protein binding; structural molecule activity.